AUGAAGCCCUCAACCUUCGUCAGCCUCGUCAGCUUCACAACCCUCGCUGCAGCAGCCCCUGCCGACCACAUCCGCCGAGCAAACGACAUCGGCCACCAAGUCAAAGCACCAAUCAACGCACGUCAAGCAUACCCCACCGGCACUGCCAUCUACCCAACCGGUACCGCACCACCAGUUCCAAUCUCUACCGGCAGCGCUUCCUGCCCAGUCGACGGUGCGGUGGUAUGCAAUGGACCGAACUAUUUCGGCCUCUGCAACUUUGGAUCAGUCGUGUGGCAACGGGUAUCAGAUGGCACAGCGUGUGUGGAUGGGCAGAUCGUUGGCACGGGGAUAUAUGGGGUGCCAGCACCGACGGCAUCUGGUGGGGCUUACUACAAGGCGUGA
Messenger RNA from Fulvia fulva, 384 nucleotides. RefSeq lists its product as uncharacterized. The record is from RefSeq and is a predicted model, not a curated record. Lineage: Eukaryota; Fungi; Ascomycota; Dothideomycetes; Mycosphaerellales; Mycosphaerellaceae. The coding region runs from base 1 to 384 and encodes 127 amino acids. The transcript has a single exon.